Corapipo altera (White-ruffed manakin) is the source of this 2649-nucleotide messenger RNA. RefSeq names its product cyclic nucleotide gated channel alpha 4 (gene CNGA4). Gene Ontology annotation, biological process: monoatomic cation transmembrane transport. Gene Ontology annotation, molecular function: intracellularly cAMP-activated cation channel activity; intracellularly cGMP-activated cation channel activity; cGMP binding. Lineage: Eukaryota; Metazoa; Chordata; Aves; Passeriformes; Pipridae. The record is from RefSeq and is a predicted model, not a curated record. Gene Ontology annotation, cellular component: plasma membrane; intracellular cyclic nucleotide activated cation channel complex. The transcript has 3 exons. Bases 1 to 2586 code for a protein of 861 amino acids.
AUGGGUAGGGGGCUGCAGCCAGUGCCGGGGGGUGUAGUUGUGGGCACCGGCCCCUCCUAUGCACCCGGGGAGGGGGAUAUGGUGCGGGGUCACCCGGGGGGUCACCGCGGGAUGCCAGUGGUCCCGGUGACGGUGAAGGCUUACCCGCGGCUAUGGGCUGUCCCACCCCGGGGCCACGGUGAUACCGGGACCUGGAGUCUCCCAGACCCUGGGGUCACGCAAGACCGGGACCUCCCCAUGCCCCGGGGCCGGGCCGCCUACCUGGGUCAAGGUCGCGGCGGUCCGGUCCCGUCAGCGCCUCACCUGGGGAGGGCAGAGCAGGCGUCGGACGCGGGGCUGGGACCCCCCGGGACCCCGCGCCGCUCCGGGCCUCCCCGGCACCGGGCCCCUGCCCCGCGGCACCGCGACCCGCCCAGGCCCGGCCCCGCCGCGGCUCCCGCGUCCCGGACACGGCCCGGCCCGUGCCAUGACCCUCCUGGCUGCCCCCAAGGUUUUCUGGAGGAUGGGAUCCUGGUGCAGGACAUCAACCGGACACGGCGGCGCUACCUGUGCUCCUGGGCCUUCCCCUGGGACGUGGCAGCUGUGCUGCCCACCGAGCUGCUCUGCCUGCUCCCAGGGGUCCCGGGGGUCCCAGGGGUGCCUGCAGCACGUGCCAACCGCUGCCUGCGGGCGCCACGGCUCUUCGAGGCCUUUGACCGGUGUGAGACACGCACGGGGCGGCCCAACACCUUCCGCGUGGCCAAGCUGAUGAUGUACCUGGUGCUGGGCAUCCACUGGCACGGCUGCCUCUACUUCGCGCUAUCGGCGCGGCUGGGGCUGGGCGCUGACCCCUGGGUGUGCCCUGCCUUCGCACGCCCGCUGCGCCGAUACCUGCACAGUUUCUACUUCUCCACGCUGGUCCUGGCCAUGGUGGGCGACACGCCGGCGCCACAGCGCGAGGAGGAGUUCCUCUUCACCAUUGCUGGUUUCCUGCUGGCUGUGCUGGGCUUCGCCACCAUCACCGGCAGCAUCAGCGCUGUCAUCGCCAACCUCAGCGCGGCCGACGCCGCCUUCUACCCCGACGCGGGGCCGGUGCGGCGGUACCUGUGGGCGCGGGGCGUGGGCGGGCGGCUGGCGAGGCGCGUGGCGCGCUGGCACCAGCACCUGCGCACGCAGCGCAAGCUGCCGGCGGAGCGGGCGGUGCUGCAGCACCUGCCGCGGGGGCUGCGGGCCGAGGUGGUGGCCAGCGUGCACCUGCCGGCCCUGCGGCGCGUGGGGCUGUUCCGCGGCUGGGGGCACGAGGUGCUGCGCCAGCUGGUGCUGCGCCUGCGCCCACAGGUCUUCGGCCCCGGCGAGUUCGUGUGCCGGCGCGGGGACGUGGGCCGUGAGAUGUACUUCGUCCGCGAGGGCCGGCUGGCCGUGGUGGCCGAGGACGGCGUCACGCAGCUGGCCGUGCUGGGCGAAGGGCUCUACUUCGGGGAGAUCAGCCUCAUCAACAUCAAGGGGAACACAGCGGGGAACAGGCGCACGGCCAACAUCCUGAGCAUCGGCUACUCGGACCUGUUCUGCCUGGGCAAGGAGGACCUGGCCGAGGUGCUGGCCGAGUUCCCCCACGCCCGCACCGCCAUGGAGGCCAAGGGCCGGGAGCUGCUGCUGGGCAUGGGUCGGCUGGACACGGUCGCUGAGGCAGCAGCGGCAGCAGCCGAGGCCGAGGCUGAGCGGCGGCUGCAGGGGCUGGAGGUGGCCCUGGAGGGGCUGCAGACACGGGCGGCUCGGCUGCUGGCACAGCUGGAGGCCAGUGCCCUGCGCAUGGCCCUGCGCGUUCAGCGCCUCGAGGGGCAGCUGCACCUGAGGCAGCAGCAGGACGAGGCAGCGGGGAUGGCUGGGGCUGCAGGAAUGGCCACACCGCGGUGGCCAGCCAGGACACGGGGUCCUGCUGGAGGACAGGAGCCCCCCAGGACACAAAGUCCUGCUGGAGGACAGGGGCCCCCCAGGACACAGGGUCCAACCGAGAUGCAGGGUCCCCUCAGGGCCCGUGAUCCUGUCGGUGACUGGGAUCCCUUCAAGGUGCAGGUUGCCCCCAAGGCACAGGAUCCUGUUCAGGGACCAAGUCCUGCUGGAGGAUGGGGUCCCACUGGGGUGCAGGGUCCCUCCAAGGCACAGAGUCCUCUUGGGGAUCAAGGUCUGCCCAGGGCACAGGGUCCCCCAGUGACAGAGGAUACCCCAAUAGCACAGGGUCACAGUGGCACACAAGGUCCCCCCAGGUCACAGGGUACUCCCACGGUGUGGGGUCCCCUCAGGGCACAGGGUCCUCCCAGGACACGGGGUUCCACUGGGGCACAGGGUCCCAGUGGGGUGCAGGGUCACAGGGGGGCACAGGCUCCCCACAGGGCACAGGUUCCCCCCGGGGGCCGGGUUCCCCCUAAAGCACGGGGUCCUUCCAAAGCACAGGGACACCCUGGGGGAGGCGGCCCCCAUAGGAUGCAGGGUACCCCCAUGGCACAGGGUCCCUCUUGGUCACGGGGUUCCAGACAAGUGCAGGAAAUCCCCGGGGCUCGGGGUCCUGCGAGGGGUCGGGGUGCGGGGGGACCAGUCCCGCGGCGCUGAGGGGUCACCUGGGGGGCCACAGCAGCGAGACACCGACAGCUGCUGCCGCUGGGGAACGGGGAC